Messenger RNA from Amoebophrya sp. A25, 3324 nucleotides. The record is from the annotation of a GenBank genome assembly. Lineage: Eukaryota; Dinophyceae; Syndiniales; Amoebophryaceae.
AUUCGAGCGGAGACAGGAGUGACGGACCUAUGAUAAUAUUAAGGUACCCUGGUGUAGAGUGAGGGACACAAAUACGUGGCAAAUUUGGCACUCCAAAUGCGAGAUAGGUGAACGAGAGACAUCAAAUUCGAAAAGGACCUGAGUCGCAAUUUCGUAUGAGCUUCCAACUGAUGUAGAUGUUAGUGUUACUUAUCUAUGGUUAUAACAUUUUGUUUCUAUGUCUUUGUUGUUUCUCUGUCUGUCCUCUGGUUUAGAUCAGUCAGAAUACAGCUUCAUAGAUUUAUUUAUGCAUGAGAGACAUCAAGACAAAAGUUCACCUAGUUUUGUGUUCAUAAACGGUUCGCUAAUUUCCGAGCUAUGUGCACUUUUUGCGGUGAAGAAAAGAAGUAGUUAGUAUUUUACCUUCAUUGCAUCAAAAAUUUCAUUGAGCUUCUUACGUCGGACCUCAUUUUUAUCGAAUCGUGGUCCUCGUUUCUUGAUAACAUUGUCGUGCCCCCAUACCCAUCCAAACAACGUAGUGGUGGUUGUUGUACAGAGAGAGACGAGGUGUCGUUGUGCAUUGCAAAUUAGUCGAAGCUCGUCGUCAAUCGUCGCAGCUGUGUUCUUAAUUCUAGGAUAGAUUUCGGUUUCCCUAAUUCAUUCUCGAAAGCGAAUGCGAUUUUCAUCUCAAUUUCAAGUUACUAAGUGCUCACUUUGUUCUUGCUCAAGAAGCUACCCUCACCUCAUUGUGUAAUAUAGAGAAUUUUUUUGAUUUAAAGAUAAUCUUUCGUCCUCAAAGAUAGAAGUGGGCUGUGCAGCUACCUCAUAUCUAGCGAAUAUCAUCUUCAACGAACUCCUCCGCCACCUGAUACCAAAUCCUCGGUAUCUAUCAAGCGACGAAGACUAACCAUCUCUAAAACAACAAGAACGAUCAGAAAAUGUUUCCGCUUUGGCAGAUGCAUCAGCAAGCCGCAGCUGCGGCAGCAUACUCGGUCGAUGAUCCGGGUCUGAGUGUCGACCCCAACUUCACUACCGUCAUGCUGAGGUACCUAUUCGCUCACAGUGAUUAUUGCAUUUGCAUUAGAAAAGUGGUUGGAACAAUUUUUUUCAAUUUCAUGAUAAAAAAUCGUAGAGGCCAGGCACGAAUUUUUGCAUUCGCUAGACUUCAAUCCACGUACUUACGUCCUCACAGGAACAUUCCGAACAAGUACACAACCAAGAUGCUGCUCGCAGUAUUGGACAAGCGUUUCGCGAAACAGUAUGACUACGUUUACCUGCCGGUCGACUUCGUGAAUCACUGCAAUGUCGGGUAACUGCAUUGAUUUUUCUUUCUCUUUAUAGAUAUGUUGGACGAUAUACGAAGGAAGUUCUUGCAGUCCCUAGUUGAACUUGAAGUUAACAGCUGCAUCUAUCUGCAUUUCGGAGAUCAUAGUUUUGCUUGUUUCUGGAGAAUAGAUUUCUUCUCAAAAGAAUUCCAGACCGCAACGUCGUAUUUUUCUUUCUGCUCAGGUAUGCUUUCAUCAACUUGCGCUCCGCUGAGACUCGCGCGCGAUUUUACCGCCAUUUCCAUAACCAAAAAGUGAAGGAGGUGCUUCCGGGAUUCAACAGCAAAAAGGUACCUAGUGGAGCAAACUAGAAAGCUUCUUGCUGGCUUUAUUUCUGAAUCUGGAAUAAACUGAAUAUUAAUGUCAUCAUGAUUCAUCGUCCCCUGUGAUCCACAACUGACGUAAAGACUAGAAAAGAAAUAGAAACUUCAUCGUUAAUCAAACACCAGGUUCUCAAGCAAGUGUGUGAAGUGAACAAAGCGAAAGUGCAGGGUGCACGCGAGAAUAUUCGCAGAAUCCGCCAAAUGAGCAUGCUCAUGCAGCGCCUGAAGGACCACCCGGACUGGGUAAGGUUUAGGAAACCCUCUGAUAAAAAGUUCUUCCUCCAAAGUAGUCCGUUGACUGUGUCUGGUUGUACAACAAAUGCACUAUGCAUCAGUAUUGCUAGUCAUCAAGAAGAAGGAAUUAUGAUAGGGAAAACCAACCCCAAUCAACAACACAUCAUUCAGGUUCCGCUUCUCUUCGACAACCAGGGAACUGCUAUUCCCUUGGACUUGGAUGCUCCUGCUGAGAAGCGCGAGCCGAUGCGCCCGAAGCGAUCUUUCCCUAACUGGGACCAUAUGUAUUCCGGUAAGAAGUUCUUGAUCACGUCGUAGAGUACUACGAUUAUCUUGUCGAUUUCCGUCAGUAUAUAUUUAUCUAUCGAUCUUUCCAAUUUCUCCUAACUCAAUGUAAGUACUUCAUUUUCCGUGUUUUCUUGAUUCCAUCCAGGAAGCUACGGCAACCCGGGUAUGUUGGCCAGCAGCCCUCUCAGUGGAUUGAGCCCGUUGGCGUUUGCGAAUCCUUACAUGCUCCAGCAACAAGCUCAAGCCGCCUACAAUGUUGCCGUCGCGUCUGCUACUGCCGCUGCGGUGUCGGCUGCCUCUUCCCCAUCCGACUACACAGGAUCUCCCAACGACUGGUUCUAAUCCUCAUUAACACGGACGGCACUUUCAAAUUUGAUCUGGUUCUGGAGGAUCUCAAAAGAAUAAGAAAGUAAUUAAACUUUGUAUAGGUUUUUUGUCUGUGCAUGAUACAGCUCGAACUCAAUUUUUUAAAUCGAAACAAGGUACUGCAACAAGGAAAACGCUGGAUCCGGAACUACGAAUUCCACCUGGACACCCCAAAGCGCUGUGAACCCUCUUCAGGUAAGCACCAGUUAUUUCUCAGUUCGAGUUCAAAACAAGAUGAACGAUUUCUAGCUUUAUCUUCUUCUUGUUUUUUGUGAUGCUGGAGCAGGACCUCAUUGAUGUUGUAUACGAAAUAAGUGUAAUUUACCGCAGUUUGAGUUGUAUCGGGACUAUCAUUUUACUCACACAAACACUGCAGCUCUUGAACCACGGCGGCCACCAAAUGGGAAUGAGCGGCAACCAAAUGGGUAACCAUAACCAAAUGAACGGCGCGGCCAUGCCCAAGCGCCAGACCUGGGGACAGGCACCGCAAAAUUAUGGCAAUUUUAUCAACUGUCGAGAUUCAUCGUCCCGUGAUGCGUAGUAUCUUAAUUAAAAGAAUGGAAUGCGUAUACAAUUUUCUUCUAAUUUCGUUUUCAAGUUCAACAGCUUCACUUACUUGGGAAUUCUCUGAAAAUGAAAUAUUUGACGCUUUUCUUUUUCAGGUUGACAUUGACUGCUACACCCUCCACAGAGUUAUCACGUGGUAACUCAGGAUGAGGAUGAGGAAUGACCACUUCUAAGAAAAAAUGCUGGGUUACGAAGACGACUCGCAGCAGCAUCAAAUGUACAUGGGAUACCAGUAUCAGUAA